This is a messenger RNA of Mesorhabditis belari, 291 nucleotides long. Lineage: Eukaryota; Metazoa; Nematoda; Chromadorea; Rhabditida; Rhabditidae. The record is from the annotation of a GenBank genome assembly.
AUGAUUGUUGUUAUUCACUUUGUCUUCACUCAAUGUAAUAUAAUGAUUAACAUUUUGACGCUUGAAGUGCCUCGACAUUUAUGGGGACCGCAUAAAUUAGGAGGAAUUUGGGCCGGUGUUCACACGACACUUGGCGGACAUCAAUCCCCAUGGAGUAAUCCGGGUGUUCAACCAAAAAAGAAAUACACAGGAGUUGAUCAAUUUGGAAGACCCCAUGAAUGGGGAGUCUCUCUCAACAGUUAUUAUCCAUGGAGUCGUAAACUGAAAAUUGAACGGAAGAAAAUAAAAUGC